AUGACGUUCCGUUCAGGACACAACGUCACAAUUUAUAUGGAGCAGUAUGGUGAGGCAAUCGAUUUUGGUAACGGCAUCAAGCAAUGGUACAUCAAUAUGAUCGGUAAACAUAACUGA
Molecule: messenger RNA, 117 nt
Organism: Gongylonema pulchrum
Lineage: Eukaryota; Metazoa; Nematoda; Chromadorea; Rhabditida; Gongylonematidae
Source: the annotation of a GenBank genome assembly